AUGGCGCCAAUCAUCCCGGACAAUACCCAAGACCCGACAGUUGCCCCGGCUAGCAGCAGGCCACCUACCCCAGUGCCCCAGUUAGACCGGCCAAUCGACGUGGCUAGAUUUGCUAUCGAGCGUGCCCCCGCACCUACGAUUCUGCUGGUAGAAGACUCCUUCAAAAUUAUGAUCGCUGGAGAGUCGGGGCUUGGGAAGUCAACAUUCAUCAACAACAUCUUCUCUUCGUACAACGGGGGCAGGCCGAUCAUGCCGGACCACGCUGCCUCAGGCGAGACGGGGGGAGAAGCUGUCCUGCCAGCAGGAGUUGCGCCUGAUGAUGGAUCUGCAGAGGAAGGUUCCUUGAAGCCUCCCACCUUGGCCAUUGACCAAUCAUGUGUCUUCGCAACAAGAAAUGCAGACCAGACAAUGAACAUCACCUACCGAAUGGUAGACACUCCAGGCUGGGGAGACGACAUAGACGUUUCCAGAAGCAUUGCAAGAGUGACCGACUUCUUGCUGUCCUGCCACCGCGUCUACCAGGAGCGAUUCACCGGCCAACCCUACGGUGUGGAGAAGGAGGACGAACGCGUCGCUUGUAUUCUGUACUUCAUCGCACCCCAUCGGAUCAAGCCGAUUGAUGUCGAGUUCAUGAAGCAGCUGAGCAAGCUAGCACCCCUCAUUCCGGUUGUGGGGAAGGCUGACACGAUGAGCAAACCGUCGAGAUCAAACUUGGCUGCCGCAAGGAAGCCAAGUGAGGUGGAGAGCUUUCGACGGGUAGUGCUGAAGGAGCUUAAAGAUAACGAGAUCAGCUGCUUUCACGAACCGCCUAGGGUCUUCUUCGUGGGGGCCAGCAAGGUGUACGAUCCCGUCAGACUGCAGGAAGAUCCGGCAGUCUACUGGCCGAUCCGCGAGUAUCCGUGGGGAGUGUGCAACAUCCUGGACCCAAACCAUACCGACACAGGCGAGCUCAAGCUCAGUAUGCUUGGAAAGGACUACAGAAACCUACAACUCCGAAAGCGAGAGAUCUACGAGGCAGCCGUGAACGACGGUCGGCUUGGACUCGUGACGUCCAAGACGCCCAUCUGCUUGAGCACCCAGUACCGGGGCUCAGGAGGGAAGAUGUGUACCGUGUACAUCACCCGGUGGCUGAACGGAACCCCAGGAGCCAUCUCUGCAGCCCAGCCCUCUUCGGAGUAUGAGAACCUCCACCUGCAACAGCUCGACGACGAAAAGUUGCACUACGGCUCCGUCAUAGGCCUGAAGCACAGCGAGACGCAGAAGUUUCUCUGUGAUCAGAGCGGCCACUUGCUGCCGCCGAGGGGGCUGGCUUGGGAUCGAGCAAGGGCGAACGACUUCGAGCAAUUUAAGAUUCUGGAGGCGCCGAAGGAAUCCAAGAAAGCCAACGCCUACGGCUCGCCGGAGGAGGUCGAGGCAAUUCUCGAGCGUCUCUACGUGGGCAGCAAGAUCAUACUCAGGAGCCUUGCAGUGCCGGACAAUGAAACGAGCUACCUGUACUUCGACCAGAACCGGCGCUCGUAUAAGAAAGAGCUGAACGAGGCAGGAAGGAACUUCGACAACCAAUAUGGGUUCGAUCUGACUAUUGCUGACAAAGCCACCGUCUGGACGAUCUGCAACACAAAGGGGCAAGCUCGCCCUUGGUCGAUCCCUUAA
Messenger RNA from Klebsormidium nitens, 1653 nucleotides. Lineage: Eukaryota; Viridiplantae; Streptophyta; Klebsormidiophyceae; Klebsormidiales; Klebsormidiaceae. The record is from the annotation of a GenBank genome assembly.